Messenger RNA from Belonocnema kinseyi, 2311 nucleotides. RefSeq names its product 1,4-alpha-glucan-branching enzyme (gene AGBE). Gene Ontology annotation, cellular component: cytoplasm. NCBI's taxonomy places the organism in Eukaryota, Metazoa, Arthropoda, Insecta, Hymenoptera, Cynipidae. The coding region runs from base 133 to 2238 and encodes 701 amino acids. Gene Ontology annotation, molecular function: cation binding; hydrolase activity, hydrolyzing O-glycosyl compounds; 1,4-alpha-glucan branching enzyme activity. The record is from RefSeq and is a predicted model, not a curated record. The transcript is spliced from 10 exons. Gene Ontology annotation, biological process: glycogen biosynthetic process.
GCCAAUGCUCACAGAUAACAAACCACCUUGAAAUGUCAUUCAAAUUUUUACCGGUGUAAAAGUACAUUUUGCAUUUAACUAUAUGAUAUUCAAGAUUAGUUUUAUUUAAAUAAUAACGAGAAGAGUUUAAAGAUGUAUGGAAAGUGGUCGAAAAUGGAUCCUUCUAAAGUGGAAGUUCCCGAAAUAAAGAUUCUAUUGGACAGAGAUCCAUAUUUAAAACAAUAUGAAAAUGAUAUUCGUCGAAGGUAUGCUUUGUUCAAAGACUACGUUGAUAAAAUAGAAGCAGGUGAAAAGAGUAUUCAAAAUUUCUCCGGAGGAUACAAAAAAUUUGGUAUACAUAUCAAUGAUGAUAAUAGCGUGACAGCUAUAGAAUGGGCCCCGGCGGCACAAGAAGUUUAUUUGACUGGAGACUUUAACAACUGGGAUAGAACAAAAACGCCGUAUAAAAAAUUAGAGUACGGCAAGUGGGAAUUGAACUUGAGCCCGAAUCCAGAUGGCACUAGUCCGAUUAAGCAUCUUUCUGAAGUAAAGAUUAUUAUAAAAGAUCAAAAUGGUCAACUCUUGGAGAGAUUGAGCCCUUGGGCGACAUAUGUUACACAGGCAGAGAAUCGUUCAGAGGGAACUACAUUCAAACAAAGAAUUUGGCAUCCUCUUCCGGAAAAUGUAUAUAAGGCGAAGCAUCCAAAACCAAAGAAACCGAAAAGUCUUCGAAUUUACGAGUGUCACAUAGGUAUCGGAACCCAGGAGGGUCGGGUUGGUACCUAUAUUGAAUUUGCAAAAAAUGUCAUUCCUCGAAUCGUAAGACAGGGCUACAACGCUAUACAGCUCAUGGCUGUAAUGGAACAUGCUUACUAUGCCAGCUUUGGCUAUCAGGUAACAUCAUUUUACGCUGCUUCUUCACGCUUUGGCACACCAGAGGAAUUGAAGGAGUUAAUUGACGUCGCUCACCAGCACGGUCUCUAUGUUCUGCUAGACAUGGUUCACUCACAUGCAUCGAAGAACACUCUUGAUGGCUUGAAUAUGUUUGAUGGAACGGACGCGUGUUAUUUUCACUCGGGUAGUCGUGGUCAGCAUCCCCUCUGGGACAGUCGCUUAUUUAACUAUGCUGACUAUGAGGUUUUGAGGUUCCUAAUUUCGAAUUUGCGAUGGUUCAUCGAAGAAUAUGGUUUUGAUGGAUUCAGAUUUGACGGCGUUACGUCAAUGCUGUACCAUUCGCGGGGUUUUGGUCAAGGAUUUAGUGGGCACUACGACGAGUACUAUGGCUUGAAUGUUGAUGUUGAAGGGGUGGUUUACUUGAUGCUGGCCAAUCAUUUUUUGCAUGAUUCAUAUCCCGAAAUUGUCACGAUUGCAGAAGAUGUGAGCGGCAUGCCAGGCAUUUGUAGACCAGUUGCCGAGGGCGGAGUUGGGUUUGAUUAUCGACUAGGUAUGGCUAUUCCGGACAAGUGGAUCAAAUUGUUGAAAGAAGUUAAGGAUGAAGACUGGAAUAUGAGUGAUAUAUGCUGGACUUUGAGCAAUCGUAGGUGGAUGGAGAAAACAGUAGCUUACUCUGAGUCUCAUGAUCAAGCUCUAGUUGGCGACAAAACUAUUGCUUUUUGGCUGAUGGAUAAGGAGAUGUACACAAGUAUGAGCGUCUUGUGCCAGCCGAAUUCUAUUAUCAAUCGCGGAAUUGCUCUGCACAAUUUAAUUACGCUCAUAACUCAUGCACUGGGCGGUGAAGCUUAUUUGAAUUUCAUGGGCAAUGAGUUUGGUCAUCCUGAAUGGCUGGAUUUUCCUCGGAUAGGAAACAAUGACAGUUACCAUUACGCAAGACGUCAAUGGAAUUUGGUGGACGAUGAGAUGUUAAAGUACAAGUUUAUGAAUAAUUGGGAUCGAGCAGUGAAUACUCUGGAAGAGAAGUAUGGCUGGCUGCAUGCCAAUCCAGGUUACGUGAGCUGGAAGCACGAAGACGACAAGGUGAUCGUUUUCAAUCGAGCUGGUCUCGUUUUUGUCUUCAACUUUCAUCCAUCGAAAUCAUUUGCAGAUUACGCUGUUGGCGUAGAUGCUGCAGGAACCUACAAAGUCGCACUUAACAGUGACUCUCCAGAGUUUGGAGGAGAAAAUCGAAUCGACGCCAGUGUGCCUCACUUUACAAAACCCGAGCCGUAUGCGGAUAAGCCUCACAGAAUGAUGGUUUAUACUCCCUGUAGAAGUGCCAUUGUGUACGCUAUAGAUAUUUCUCCAUUCCAGAAGGAUAAAUAAAUUAAUGAGUACGAUGAAGGAUAUGAAGAAAAUACUCUUUUUGUUUGUCAAGAAUGUUUGUUACUCAUUUUUU